CUUGAGCUCUUACGGGUUUAGCGAUUACCCCAGACAAGCGCCCCGCACCCACUCUUGGUUGGUUUCGUGUGGAGGCAAGCGGUGGGGAGGGAAAUGGGUUCUCGCCGCUAGCUAGUCCCCACAAUGACCGUCCCCACAACCAGGACCAGCCAAACCAGCCAGACCAGGCCGCGCCACACUAACUAUGGGGAACCGAAUAUUCAUGCAGCGAAGACUUGAAUCCUUCGCCAAUUCCAUCGCAGCUACCCGGGCAAAGGGAUUUCACCUCCUCUGGAUAUAAGAAGUUCGUGAGUCCUCCAACCCUGGGCUUCUCAUCAUCACCAUCCACAUCCAGUGUUCGCGGCCACUGCUCGGUUUCCAUCACAUAGCACGAACAGUCGACAAGAACAGUCUCUCGCUACUCUCACAACAAUGGUACGGACUUGGGGAAAUGCGCGGGGUGCCGCCCUGCGAAUCAUGGUGUCGGUCGCCUCGUCUUCCGCAUUCUUGUUGUUCGGAUACGAUCAGGGAGUUUUCGCCGGUCUCAUCGGAGGCUCUGCAUUCAAGGAUUCAUUCAACAACCCGGACACUACUACAAUUGGAACAAUCACUGCUAUCUACGAAAUCGGAUGUUUUCUCGGCGCUAUUCUCACAUUCUACAUCGGUGACCGUCUCGGUCGCAAGAAGGCUAUCUGGCUCGGUUUGGCUAUCAUGCUCGUCGGUACUGCUCUCCAGGCCUCUGCUUUCGGUGUCGCACACAUGAUCGUCGGUCGUAUUGUCACCGGUGUCGGUAACGGUAUCAACACUUCAACUGUACCCAUGUACCAGGCCGAAACCACCAAAGCCCGCUCCCGUGGACGUAUGAUUUCCAUCGAGGGAUGGUUCAUCACCAUCGGUAUCACCAUCUCGUACUGGAUCACCUACGGUACCUCGUUCUCUGAGGACGCGACCCUCCAGUGGCGCACUCCCAUUCUCCUCCAGGUCGUCUUCGGUGCCAUCACCGCCGUCAUGCUCUUCGGUCUUCCUGAGUCUCCCCGUUACCUGAUGGCCAACGACCAGAAGGAAGAGGCCCUCGAGGUCCUUGCCGCUCUCGAGGGUGAGGACAAGCACUCCACCGAGGUCCAGUCGCAGUACCGUGCAAUCGAGUCUGCUCUGGCCGCGAACAUGGCCAACAACAACGGUGUUGUCGUCUGGAGGGAUUACUUCAAGGGUGGAAAGCAGCAGACCUUCCGCCGUCUGGCAUUGGGUUACUGCAUUCAGAUGAUGCAGCAGCUGACUGGUAUCAACGCCGUUAUCUUCUACUCCGCCUACCUCCUCGAGAACGUUCUCUCCCUCGACCGUGAGCUGUCUCUGAUCGUCGGUGGAUGCACUGGUCUCACUUUCUUCGUCUUCACCUUUAUCCCUAUUCUCUUCAUCGACAACUGGGGACGUCGCAAGCCUUUGAUGCUCGGUGCCGCUGGACAGGCUAUUGCCAUGGCCGUCAUCGCUGUCUGUGUCAAGCUCUCAGUCGAGGAUAACAACAAGGCCGCCGGUACUGCCGGAGUCGUCUUUGUCAUGGUCUACAUCGCCACCUACUCCGGUUUCGCCUGGGUCGCUACUCCCUGGUUGUACCCCACCGAAAUCAACGAGCUCCGUUUCCGCAACCAGGGAACUGCUCUUGCUACCUCUGCUAACUGGCUCUGGAACUUCGUCGUCGUCAAGAUCACUCCUCUCGGUGCCGAGAACCUCGGAUGGAAGUUCUUCCUCAUCUUUAUGUGCUUCAACGCCGCCUUCGUCCCGAUCAUCUACUUCCUGUACCCCGAGACUGCCGGCAAGACGCUCGAGGAGCUGGACACCCUUUUCCACGAGACCACCCACGCCUGGAAGCUCACCGACAAGGGUUCCAACCCCGUCCCCGACCUCGAGGCGCCCAUGGCCUCCGGCCUGUCCAGCGACGAGGACGUCAGCCGCAAGCGCGCCAGCCACAGCAGCAUCGCCGACGAGAAGUUGUAAGAAGGGGAUGCAUGACUUAAUCGUUUGGCCGUAGUUACGUCACUACACCACUAUACCACUGCGCGUUUUCACUUCUGGGGUUGUAUAUACCGAUUUUACCACUGUUUUUUUUCCUUGUGUGUGUGUUGCCAUGGG
Tricharina praecox is the source of this 2106-nucleotide messenger RNA. RefSeq names its product sugar transporter. Gene Ontology annotation, molecular function: carbohydrate:proton symporter activity. Gene Ontology annotation, biological process: transmembrane transport; carbohydrate transport. The record is from RefSeq and is a predicted model, not a curated record. Lineage: Eukaryota; Fungi; Ascomycota; Pezizomycetes; Pezizales; Pyronemataceae. Gene Ontology annotation, cellular component: membrane. The transcript is spliced from 3 exons. The coding region runs from base 412 to 1971 and encodes 519 amino acids.